AUGAUGCGGAAAGCCAAUUAUCCUAAACUAAUCAGGAAAUCAAGAGCUUCCCCUUUGGCCCCUGAGGUUUUGAGUUUUGUAACUAUAGUGUCCAAUGAUCUUUACAAGUUAAAGUACAGAAGAGGUCAGAAAAUGUUCAUUCAUUUUAUUCACAUGAGACUUGUUACCCAAGGAUUAGUCAUAGAAGCUUUGAUUCUAGGUUUUCUCUAG
Molecule: messenger RNA, 210 nt
Organism: Lagenorhynchus albirostris (white-beaked dolphin)
Lineage: Eukaryota; Metazoa; Chordata; Mammalia; Artiodactyla; Delphinidae
Product: HIG1 domain family member 1C-like
Exons: 1
Coding region: 1-210 (69 amino acids)
Source: RefSeq, a predicted model, not a curated record